AUGAAUGAUCCAAAUGGAUUAAUCUAUGCUGAUGGAUAUUAUCACCUAUUUUUUCAAUACAAUCCAGCUGAGACGACAUUCGGUAUGAUCUAUUGGGGACACGCAAGAUCAAUCGAUCUGAUACACUGGGAGAAUUUACCGAUUGCAAUAUACCCAUACGAAAAAGGUAUGAUAUUCAGUGGAUGUUGCGUCAUUGAUAAGAACAACGUUACUGGUUUUGGUUCACAUUUACCGGGACAAACUGAACAGCCACUCAUCGCUAUAUACUCACUUCAUAAUGCCACCAGUAAUUCACAAGAUCAAGGAUUAUCGUAUUCACAUGAUCGAGGUUUGACAUGGAAGUAUUACGACGACAAUCCAAUCAUUCCAAAUCCAGGAAUUUCAAAUGAUUUUCGUGAUCCAAAUAUUAUAGAACGAUAUGGAAAAUUCUAUAUGGUUUUGUCGGUGUUUGAGCAAAUAUCAUUUUAUAGCAGCGAUAAUUUGAUCAAAUGGGAUUACAUCAGUCAAUUUGGUAUGGAUCCAGAGGAAGGUGACAGAGAUGGUGUGUGGGAAUGUCCGGCCCUAUUUACAUUGAAAGAUGAACAAAACAACGAACAUGAUAUACUAAUUGUUUCAGAAAAUAUACCCAAACGAGGCAGUGCCAUGCAAUAUUUUAUCGGACUAUUUAAUGAAACACAUUACAAUACGUAUGAUAAAUCAAGAGUUUUAUGGCUCGAAUAUGGUUUUGACAAUUUUGCUGCAGUACCAUAUCACAACGAUCCUUUCGGCCGAUUGAUUAUAAUUGGAUAUAUGAGUAAUUGGAAUUAUGCAGAAGAUAUACCAACAUCAACAUGGCGUGGUCAAUUGACAAUUCCACGUCAAUUAGGACUUAAAACUAUUGAUGGAAAUCUUUACCUUAUUCAACAUCCAGUUGAUGAAUUUUACAGCCUCGUUGAUCGGUCCCGACAAUGGUCACUGUCAACACCGUACUACAUCUUCAGCAAUGAAUACAUCAAUUUAACAUCACAAAUGACAUUCAGUACCGGACCAAUGUUUACAUUGGAUUAUGAUAUAAACAUUGAAAAUGUAUUAAACGGCGAUAUCGCUUUAAAGUUCAGCAAUAAUCAUGGCGAAUCCGUUUUAUUUCAUUACAAUGUGAGCAGCGACACUUAUGUAUUCGAUCGUCAGAACUCUGGAAAUGUUACAUUUAAUCCAGAAUUUAUUAAUCGAAUUCCGAAAGCCAAAAGAAUUAAUACGGGCAAUCGGCUUUGGGGACACAUUGUUUUGGACACUUCAGCGAUUGAAAUCUUUGCUGACGAUGGUAUACUGGUAUUCACUGCACUUUUUUUCCCAACCGAGCCGUUCGAAAAUGUUGAACUAAUCUUUAGUUCUGAAGACACCGAAAAAACAGUGACCGUGGAAAAACUAAGCGUAUCAGCUCUAAACAGCAUUUGGACGUAA
Molecule: messenger RNA, 1440 nt
Organism: Contarinia nasturtii (swede midge)
Lineage: Eukaryota; Metazoa; Arthropoda; Insecta; Diptera; Cecidomyiidae
Product: levanase-like
Exons: 1
Coding region: 1-1440 (479 amino acids)
Biological process (GO): sucrose catabolic process
Molecular function (GO): sucrose alpha-glucosidase activity
Source: RefSeq, a predicted model, not a curated record